Schistocerca serialis cubense is the source of this 3494-nucleotide messenger RNA. Its product is annotated as UDP-glucosyltransferase 2-like. Gene Ontology annotation, molecular function: UDP-glycosyltransferase activity. The transcript is spliced from 7 exons. The coding region runs from base 77 to 1669 and encodes 530 amino acids. The record is from RefSeq and is a predicted model, not a curated record. Lineage: Eukaryota; Metazoa; Arthropoda; Insecta; Orthoptera; Acrididae.
AGCAGAUAGCGCCUCACUCGCUAGGCGUUCGCCGCCCACGACGUAGCUUCCACGGUCGACACAUCGCCUCAGCACGAUGUCGCGGGCCCGCCUGCCCUGGCUGUGGCUGUGGCUGCCUCUGGCGCUGGCGCCCCUCCUGAGUCCCGCGGCCGUGCACGCGUCCGGCGCCCGCAUCCUGGCGGCGGUGCCCCUGCGCUCCGCCAGCCACUUCCGCGUGCUGCAGCCGCUGCUGCGCGCGCUCGCCGACCGCGGCCACCACCUCACCGUCAUCUCGCACUUCCCCCAGCAGCCGCCGCCGCCCAACUACACAGACAUCAGCCUCAACAGCGCUGCCACGCAGGGCGGCGCCCCCUCGCCUUACCUGCCGAUGAAGGAGGGCAGCUUGGUGCGGGCGAUGUGGCAGUGGGCUCAGCUGUGCGCCAAGGCGGGCGCCUUCUGCCGGGAAGCCUACGACGCCCCCGCCGUGCGCCGCCUGCUGGCCUCGGACGCGCGCUUCGACCUCGUGCUGGCCGAGGCGUUCGCCGGCGACUGCAUGGCCGGGCUCGCGCACCGCUUCCACGCCCCACUGGUCGGCGUCGUCUCCAGCGUCGCUCUGCCCUGGGUCCACGACCGGAUGGGGAACCCCGACCACCCGGCCUACAUGGAGAACUUCUUCCUGUCGAUGGUGGCGCCGCUGGGAUUCUGGGAGAGGACGGCCAACAGUGCAUUCUACCUGCUGAUGAGACUGGCCAACUGGUGGCUUUCGGAGCGAGUGAUCGACGAGGUGGAGCGGGCCGCGCUGGGCAGCGCCGCGCCCCCCACCAGCCGUCUGGUCUACAACACCAGCCUCAUGCUCCUCAACAGCCACUUCAGCCUCAACCAGCCCAUACCACUCGUGCCUGCUAUGAUCGAGGUUGGGGGCCUCCACAUACAACAGCCCAAGCCUCUGCCAAAGGAGCUGCAGGAGUUUUUCGACUCGAGCGAGCAGGGCGUGGUGUACUUCAGCAUGGGCACGCUGCUGCGCGUCGACGCCCUGCCCCAGGAGCAGCUGCGCGGAAUACUGCGGGCGUUCGCGUCGCUGCCGCAGAAGGUGCUCUGGAAGGCCGACCACACGCUGCUGCCGCCGCUGCCCCCCAACGUCCACACUUCCGACUGGGUGCCGCAAAACGACGUCCUCAACCACCCCAAGACCGUGGCGUUCAUCACACACGGCGGGAUGCUGGGCCUGCAGGAGGCGGUUACGGCAGGGGUGCCCAUGCUGGUGGUGCCCGUCCUAGGCGACCAGCUGCACAACGCCGCAUCCCUGAGCAGCCGCGGCGCCGCCCUGACUUUGACGGUGCGUCAGCUGACUGAGCACAAUGUGCGCGACGCCCUGGACAGGCUCGUCAACGACACCAGCUACAGGAAGCGCAUGAAGCAGCUGUCUCAGCUGUUCCGGGACCGCCCCCGGCCGCCGCUGGAGGAGGCGGUGUACUGGGUGGAGUACGUCAUCAGGCACCAGGGGGCACUGCACCUGAGGUCCGCCGCGCUGGACCUGGCCUGGUACCAGUACCUGCUGCUAGACGUCGCCGCUCUGAUUCUGGCGACAGUACUGCUCGCACUGGCGUCCGUCUACGCCGGUCUGCGCUGGAUACUCGGGCCUUUCUUAGCCGGCAACCGAGCGCAGCGGAAGAAAAUCAAGAGUAACUGAGCAACAGUCAGCAGUGCUAUUGCACGGCCCGAUAAAAUAUCGUGAGAGAUGUCAGGUGAAGCCGUACACUUUGAGUGGAAUGUUCCUUGCUGGUUAUACGUGUUGCCGUACAGUGCUGAAAUUAUGCUUUUUGCAUUGUUUUUAUGAGGGUUGGCCAGAAAGCAAUGCACCGCAUUCACUUCUUCAACAAUCCUUUAUUGAACAUACAGAGAAAUACACACAUGAAGGGCCGGCCGGAGUGGCCGAGCGGUUCUAGGCGCUACAGUCUGGGACCAAGCGACCGCUACGGUCGCAGGUUCGAAUCCUGCCUCGGGCAUGGAUGUGUGUGAUGUCCUUAGGUUAGAUAGGUUUAAGUAGUUCUAAGUUAUAGGGGACUGAUGACCUCAGUUGUUAAGUCCCAUAGUGCUCAGAGCCAACCAACACACAUGAAGGAAUGGUGUUUUUUCCAUACACCCUGUUUUUCCACGUAAUCUCCAUUCCAUUCUAUGACCUUCCUCCAGCUCGAGACAAGGACGUGUAUGCCCUGUCGGUACCAGUCAUUGUCCUGGUGGUGCAGCCAGUGCUUCACUAUGUGAAUCAUCUCCUCAUCGUGCUCAAAAUGUCUUCCAGGAAUGCCAUCCUUCAAUAGCCUAAACAAGUGAAAGUCCGAGGGGGCUAUGUCAGGCUGUAAGUAGGCUGUUUAUGUUUUUAUAUUGGUAACGCCACGUAGCGCUCUGUAUGAAAAUCUGUGGCUGUGCUGUGUGCAGUCUGUGGCUGGUUAGCAUUGUUGUAAUAUUCGCUAUUGUAGUGGGCAGUCGGAUGUUAACAGCGCGUAGCGUUGCGCACUUGGAGGUGAGCCGCCAGCAGUGGUGGAUGUGGGGAGAGAAAUGGCGGAGUUUUGAGAGCGGAUAAUCUGGACGUGUGUCCAUCAGAGACAGUAAAUUUGUAAGACGGGAUGUCAUGAACUGCUAUAUAUAUUAUGACUUUUGAACACUAUUAAGGUAAAUACAUUGUUUGUUCUCUAUCAAAAUCUUUCAUUUGCUAACUAUGCCUAUCAGUAGUUAGUACCUUCAGUAGUUAGAAUCUUUUAUUUACUGGCAGUAUUGGCGCUCGCUGUAUUGCAGUAGUUCGAGUAACGAAGAUUUUUGUGAGGUAAGUGAUUUGUGAAAGGUAUAGGUUAUUAUUAAUCAAGGCCAUUCUUUUGUAGGGAUUUUUGAAAGUCAGAUUGCGUUUCGCUAAAAAUAUUGUGUGUCAGUUUAGUGUUGAUCAGAAUAGGUAAAGAGCGAAAUGCGAAAUGUCUGAGUACGUUCAGUUCUGCUCAGCUGUUUGAAAAUCAAAUAAUGUAAGAGGUUUAUCAACACAGUAAUUCAUUAAUUUUUCUAAGGGGACGUUUCAAGGUGUGUCAGGUGUGACAGCCGUGGAUGGUCUCCCCGACCGCUACAAAUCGUGGAGGUUCGCCAAACGCCUUCUGAUGAACUCACGCGCCGUGCCCAGCGACUAACUGUACUUCUGUCGACAGCAGAUGUUCCAUAGACUUUGCACAAGCGUUUAUGAAAAUUCCUCGUAGUUUCUUACUCUGCAGUAAGAAAUUCAAUGAUGGCACGCUGCUUUUAACGUACAUCAUCUACAGCCACCAUCUGAAAGUGUCCUGCGGCUACGCUAUCUGUCGGAAAUGACGGAAACUUGACGCGCUCACUCAGAAGACUUCAGCUAAUGCACACGUAACGUUUCGCAGUCGUAACAUUUCACGACGGUUAAACGAAACUGGGUAGUCCAGAUCGUCAGAUACGAGUAUAUUAGGAAAAAUUUGUCUUUGCAGCAUCGUGCUUUAUAUGUUUCCCUCCCG